GGCGGAAGCAGAAUUUGGGGCGGGGCCUUGUGGAACUUGGGAGACCCAGCGAGAUGGAAGUAGUUAGGUGUCCGGAGCACGGGACUUUCUGCUUUCUUAAGACCGGCGUCCGCGAUGGCCCGAAUAAAGGAAAGAGCUUCUACGUGUGCCGGGCAGACACGUGCAGCUUCGUGCGGGCCACCGACCUUCCUGUUUCUCAUUGCUUAUUGCAUGAGGACUUUGUGGUAGAGCUUCAGGGUUUGCUUCUGCCACAGGACAAGAAAGAAUACAGAUUGUUCUUCCGAUGCAUUAGAAGUAAGGCAGAGGGGAAACGCUGGUGUGGAAGUAUUCCAUGGCAGGAUCCUGAUUCCAAAGAACAUUCUGUCCCCAAUAAGUCUCAGCAUGCAUCUGAGACAUUUCAUCAUUCUUCCAGCCGGCUGAGAAAUCCAUUCAAGGUACUUGACAAGAAUCAAGAACCAGCUCUCUGGAAACAGCUCAUCAAAGGUGAAGGUGAGGAAAAGACGGCUGAUAAGAAGCAAAGAGAAAAGGGAGGUCAGCUUUUCAAUCAAAAGAAGGAACAGAAGCCUGAAUUGAUGGAGAAAGACCUCUCAUCUGGCCUGGUACCAAAGGAAAAACAAUCUGUAGUUCAAGAGAAGAAGCAAGAGGAGAGAGCAGAGAUUCAGUGUGAGGCAGAGGAGACUGGAGGCACACACAAAAGAGACUUUUCUGAAGUUAAAUCUCAACAGUGCCAAGGUAAUGAGCUUACAAGACCAUCUGCAUCUUCUCAGGAGAAAUCAAGUGGUAAGAGUCAAGAUGUCCAAAGAGAAUCAGAACCUCUGAGAGAAAAGGAUACCCAGCUUUUGCCUCAAAACGUUCACAGUCACAGCUCAAUAAGCAAGCCCCAGAAAGGGGGACCCCUCAACAAGGGGUACAAGAACUGGGAGGCUAAAGAAACAAAGGCAAAGGAUGGCCCUAGCACACAGGCCACCCAGAAAAGCCUGCCUCGGGGGCAUUUCCAAGAGCGGCCGGAGACCCAUGGUGUGCCUGCUCCUGGAGGACCAGUGGCUCAGGCUGCACCAGCAGCACCAGGGCUUUCUCUGGGUGAGGGCCGUGAAGCUGCCACAAGCAGUGACGAUGAGGAGGAAGAUGAUGUUGUCUUUGUUUCCUCUAAGCCUGGGAGCCCCCUACUCUUUGACUCGACUCUGGACUUACAGACGAAGGAGAACCUCCAAUUCCCUGAUCGAAGUGUGCAAAGAAAGGUAUCUCCGGCCUCAGGUGUUUCCAAGAAAGUAGAGUCCUCAGACCCAGCAGCCCAGCGUGUCUACCUUACAACACAACUGAAACAAAAGAAGAGCACACUGGCAUCAGUGAACAUCCAGGCUCUUCCAGACAAGGGGCAGAAGUUGAUCAAACAAAUCCAGGAGCUGGAGGAAGCGCUCAGUGGUCUUGCCCUUUCCCCAGAGCAAGGAACUAAUGAGAAGAGUAACAAUCAAGCGCCACAGCAGAGUCACUUCACCAAAACUACCACUGACCCUCCCCACCUGGUGCCUCCCCAACCCCUUCCUGGUUGUGGUACCCAACCCGUGGGUUCUCUAGAACUAAAGUCUGCCUGCCAGGUGACUGCUGGAGGAUCCAGUCAGUGUUAUCAAGGUAACACCUAUUUGUACGCACGCCAUACAAACCAAGAUCACGUUCACGCAGUGUGGAAAAUCACAAGUGAAGCCAUCGAUCAGCUGCAUCGCUCACUUGAGUCAUGUCCUGGUGAGACGGCUGUUGCAGAAGAUCCCGCUGGGCUGAAGGUCCCUUUGUUACUACACCAGAAGCAGGCGUUGGCUUGGUUACUGUGGCGGGAAAGUCAGAAGCCACAAGGAGGGAUUCUGGCGGAUGAUAUGGGCUUAGGAAAAACCCUGACAAUGAUUGCACUCAUCCUGACCCAGAAGAAUCAAGAGAAAAAGAAAGAAAAGGAGAAAAGCACAGCUUUGACAUGGCUCUCCAAAGAUGACUCUUCUGAGUUGACUUCCCAUGGAACACUAAUCAUCUGUCCUGCCUCCCUGAUCCAUCAUUGGAAAAAUGAGGUGGAGAAACGGGUGAACAGCAACAAACUAAGAGUCUAUCUCUACCAUGGGCCAAACCGGGAUUCACGUGCCAGAGUCCUCUCUACAUAUGACAUCGUGAUCACUACCUAUAGCCUCGUGGCCAAGGAGAUUCCCACAAACAAGCAAGAGGCAGAGAUCCCAGGUGCAAACCUCAGUGUGGAGCGCACCUCAACACCUUUGCUUCAAAUAGCCUGGGCUCGAAUCAUAUUGGAUGAAGCUCACAAUGUUAAGAAUCCCCGAGUGCAGACAUCCAUAGCUGUGUGUAAGCUACAAGCCUGUGCCCGUUGGGCUGUCACUGGAACCCCCAUUCAAAACAACUUAUUGGAUAUGUAUUCACUGCUGAAGUUUCUCCGUUGCUCUCCAUUUGAUGAGUUCAAUCUGUGGAGGAGUCAGGUUGACAAUGGCUCAAAGAAAGGAGGAGAACGGUUAAGUAUUUUAACCAAGAGCCUUUUGCUGAGGAGAACAAAAGACCAGCUGGACUCUACUGGCAGACCUUUGGUGAUACUGCCCCAGCGUAAAUUUCAGUUGCACCAUUUAAAGCUUUCUGAAGAUGAAGAGACUGUUUACAAUGUGUUUUUUGCAAGAUCAAGGUCAGCUCUGCAGUCCUAUCUAAAAAGGCAUGAAAGUAGAGGCAACCAAUCUGGAAGAAGCCCUAAUAAUCCAUUCAAUAGAGUGGCACUGGAGUUUGGGUCCGAGGAGCCUAGACACCCUGAGGCAGCAGACUCACCGAGAUCCAGCACCGUCCACAUACUGUCCCAGUUGCUGAGACUGCGCCAGUGUUGCUGUCAUCUUUCUUUACUGAAGUCGGCCCUGGAUCCAAUGGAACUGAAGGGUGAAGGUCUCGUCCUUUCCCUGGAAGAACAGCUCAGUGCUUUGACCUUGUCAGAACUCCGUGACUCAGAGCCGUCUUCCACUGUUUCCCUUAACGGCACCUUCUUCAAGACGGAACUUUUUGAAGACACACGAGACAGCACCAAGAUUUCAUCUUUGUUGGCAGAAUUGGAGGCAAUUCAAAGAAAUUCAGCGUCCCAAAAGAGUGUCAUUGUCUCUCAGUGGACCAACAUGCUGAAAGUUGUAGCAUUGCACCUGAAGAAGCAUGGACUGACUUAUGCCACCAUCGAUGGCUCUGUCAACCCCAAGCAGAGAAUGGACUUGGUAGAGGCAUUUAACCACUCCAGAGGCCCUCAGGUAAUGCUGAUCUCUCUCUUGGCCGGAGGUGUUGGUCUAAACCUGACUGGAGGAAACCAUCUCUUUCUUUUGGACAUGCACUGGAAUCCGUCACUUGAAGAUCAAGCUUGUGACCGAAUUUACCGAGUAGGGCAGCAGAAAGAUGUUGUCAUACACAGAUUUGUUUGUGAGGGAACAGUAGAAGAAAAGAUCUUACAGCUCCAAGAAAAAAAGAAAGAUUUGGCCAAACAAGUUCUAUCAGGGUCUGGAGAAUCUGUCACCAAGCUCACCUUGGCUGACCUCAGAGUCCUUUUUGGCAUCUAACCUCCCAUGGAUAAGGGCUCAGAAUAGCACCAUUGCUGUUGAUGAUGGGAGAACCACUGUUACUACCUUCUGUAACACAGGCGCCAUCCUAUCUCUUCAUCUCUUCUUGCCAGUGAUGUUGCUCCUGUAACCAUCUUUUUGUGGGUGGAGCAGAGUUGAUCCCUGCAGCCACCCUGCAACCAGCCAUCUCUGCAGUUCUCUCAGUGCAGGCAGUUCUUCCUCUCAGACUGAAGGUCAAGGAGAUGCUUUGUACAUGAACAGAUGUUGAGUAUCUGUAUCAUUGUAUUGUUUAGUGUCAGUGUAUCAUUUAGUGUUGUAUAUCACUCAGUCAUUUAAUAUUGGUUAUCACCAUAUCGUUUAGUAUCAUUUGGUUCAUUGUAUCAUUUAGUAUUUCUGUUAUAUCAUUUCUAUUAUAUGUAG
This is a messenger RNA of Mandrillus leucophaeus (drill), 3986 nucleotides long. RefSeq names its product transcription termination factor, RNA polymerase II (gene TTF2). NCBI's taxonomy places the organism in Eukaryota, Metazoa, Chordata, Mammalia, Primates, Cercopithecidae. The transcript is spliced from 24 exons. The record is from RefSeq and is a predicted model, not a curated record. The coding region runs from base 54 to 3566 and encodes 1170 amino acids. Gene Ontology annotation, molecular function: zinc ion binding; ATP binding; ATP-dependent chromatin remodeler activity.